AUGAAAACCUAUGCAGGUGAAGAAUAUUUGAGUGGAAACACUGCAUGUCGAUGGUAUUUUAACCCCGCAAUUCCAGAGGCUGAAGACUUCUACAACGCCCUGCACAAUCAACGUCUGUCAAUCAGACGUGUCACUGUUCCUGCAGAACAAACAGCACCACUGCAAACAGCACUUUCCCUCGAAGACAAGUGUCUCAGCGACUUGGAGAAAAUGGACCCAUACGACUUCCCGGAUGGUGGAUGCCGAUGUACUGUUACUAUAACCCGUGUACUGCUAACCACCCCAUGGUGGUUCCCAUCAUGCAAUAGAUGCAGCAGAAGUUGCACACCAGAUGGUGAUGGCUAUAAGUGUAACACAUGCUCCUGCACAGGCUACCGGUUCAAGUAAAAACUACUUUCUCCUUCCUUACCAUACAACUGCAGCUACACUGACUAAU
Messenger RNA from Phragmites australis (common reed), 436 nucleotides. RefSeq lists its product as uncharacterized. NCBI's taxonomy places the organism in Eukaryota, Viridiplantae, Streptophyta, Magnoliopsida, Poales, Poaceae. Gene Ontology annotation, biological process: DNA repair; DNA replication; DNA recombination. The record is from RefSeq and is a predicted model, not a curated record. The transcript has 4 exons. Bases 1 to 387 code for a protein of 128 amino acids. Gene Ontology annotation, molecular function: DNA binding. Gene Ontology annotation, cellular component: nucleus.